AUGGAUCAUUCCGUCAUUUUGUCAUAUUACUGUAAAAUAAUCUCAAAUUCAUUAAUUAAAUACCUUCCAAAUGAUAGAUUUAAUCUUAAAGAUAUUGAUUUCUCAUAUUACAAGGAAAUCUUUCUUGAAAGAUCGCAAAAAAGAACAACCAGGAUAGAAUCUCGCACGAUUUCAACUCUUUUUUCUCAUAAUUUUUAUGACCGAAAUGAGUUUGCGAGUAUUUUUGUAAAACUCUCCUUUUUUUUAUCGAGAAAUGAUAUACCGACUAGUUGUAAAAUAGAUAUAUAUCUCUCUCUCAUAACCUCUUGUAUAUUAAACUAUAAAACAUCGCAAAUCGCAUUUGCCACUUGCCCAGAUAUCUCAUUAUCUAUAACACUGGAGUUGAUCGAUUCCAUAUGUGAAGACGAAUUUAUAUUGGAAAAGUUGUUACUUGCCCACAGACUGAGAAAUGAUUCUAUAAUUGGAAGAAAAUGCUCAAGGAUACUUUCAGAAUGCAGAAAUAACUUAAGAUUGCACUCUCUUGUGAAUGAUUUAAUUCGAAUCAGACUAAAUAAUGUCACCAUUCGUAGAAUCCGUAUACUUUCCCGACUUUCAAAUUGGCUGAAUUUGAAUGAAUUGAGCAAUUUGAUAUUGUACUCUAAGCUGAGUACUCCUGAAGGAUGGGACGAGGUUAGACGAAUGUUGGAUCCCGGGCAGUUAGUUGAGAUUGAAAAGUUAAAUGAUCUCGAAUUCCAGGAAAUAUUUAAUCUUUCUGAAAGUGUGUUGAACUCAAACCCUAAAAAAACCUAUCCUAUCACAUAUUCAUUCAAUGUUGUUAAAAUUGAUAAUACUUUAGUACCAAACUUGAUACAAACAUCAAAUCAUAUUUCAUUUUUACGAAAAAAUAGUAAAGUGGAAGAUGCUAAGGUGUUUGAACAUGGCAAUAAGGAAAGCCAUUCAUUGGUUCCAAUUGACAUGGAAGACUAUGAAAUAUUAUCCAAUUUGUUGUUUGGAAUUGAUUGUAGCAUAGGUGUAGUAUUGUCUGGUUCCUGUAAGAAUUACUACAUACGAUUAUUGUCAAAAGGACUUGGAAUGGCAGAUAAUGAAGUGAUAAAUGUAUAUACAGAUGAAUCCACUGAGAUUAAGGCCCUGAUUGGUAGUUGGAUCACGGGUGAAAAUAUAGGAGAGUUUGUAUACUCAUACGGAAUUGUGGCAAGAGCAGUAAAAGAGGGUAAAUGGCUUAUUUUCGACUCCUAUCUGUCAGAUUCAGUACUAUCUUUCCUUGUUAACCUAUGUAGUUCUAAAUCACUGUAUAUAAACGAACUCAAUGAAACUAUUGUUAUGGACGAAAAUUUUCAAAUCUUCUUUUUAAAUACUCCGGUGCUGAAUAGUGGAUUAAAGCUGUCCAACAUUCCAACAAUAUAUACUAAAAAGUUGGAUAAAUAUGGCAUGAUUGGGAUAUGUUCCAGAGUGUACCCUAAUCACUACACACCCUUGAUACUCAACUUAAUAUUUGAUAUUGGUGAAAUAUAUGAAAUACUGAUUAACUUAAGUAAACUCUUAAAGUUUUCGAAAAGAAUUUAUCCGUAUCUCAAAUACUUUACUACCCAGUUUGAUACUUCUACGAAUACAUGUGUGGAUAUAUCGAGUGAUAAUGUGAAGAAAUUGAUUUUGUUUGAUUUUUUCAACGUAUUUGUUUCUGAUGUUGGUUGCACCAAGCUCAGAUUUGAAAUCACGUCAACCUUCUCAAAACUUUUAAACCUCCAAAUUGAUAGCUUAAAUGAUGUUUUUCACUCAUUUAAAUUAUUAAAAAGAUUCGUUUCAGAGGAUAAAAUAUCUAUUGAAAAGGAUAAUCAACCGAAUGAGAGAAUAUAUGAUAAGAUCCUGAAAAAUGAAGAAUAUAACAAUGAAAUAUUGAAGAUGAUAUAUAGCUCAUACAUAAGAAAUGAACCUGUACUGCUGGUGGGUGAGACCGGAACGGGCAAGACUGCAUUGAUACAAAAGUUUGCACAAAUAACCGGAAACGUGUUAAAGGUGUUUGUGUUCUCAGAAAAUUCAGAUUCUAGUGAUCUUUUGGGCAAUUUUAUGCCUAAGAAUAUUACUACUGAAGAAGCUGGUUUAGAGAAGGUAAAAUACAUUUUCAAUGAUGGGAUUUUACUGGAAUGUAUAAAAAACGGUUAUUGGCUGCUGUUGGAUGAGAUUAAUUUAUCACAGUACGAUUUAUUGUACAAGUUAUACUCUCUACUAUCAAGUAUAUAUUCUAAUUCUAAUAUGGAUGUUGAAAAUAAUGAAAAUAAAAUAUAUCUAGAGUUGUACGAGUAUAUAAACCAAAGAGUUGAGGUUAAUAGAAACUUUCGUUUGUUCGCAUGUAUGAAUCCACCAAUGAUUAAAAAAAACAAUAUUAUCAGGGUGAACACCGGUAAGAAGGACCUUCCACCAAACAUAUUGAAGUUAUUCACCACAAUAUAUGUUGAUCCGAUAAGGAGUUAUGACGACCUACUUAGGGUGGCAAACUGCUACACAGGACACCUGAACAUUAAUUUGGGAGAGUUGUGCAGGUUUUACAUUCGGGUCACUGAGAUGGUAGAACAAUGCGAGAUAGAGGAUGGAGCACACAAUUUACCAAAUUUUACACUGAGGAACUUUGUGAGAAGUGUUUUAUACAUUGUAAACAAGUUAACAAGAGAGUUUAAACCAGUGAAUAACUUGAGUAAAUUAAUAUUCGAUAGCAUCUAUUCAAACUUCCUGUCAACUCUGGAACAAAACUCCAUCAGUAAAUUAAUUGAUUUGUUACCAAAUGAACUGUCCAAAUAUUACGAAACUCAGCCUGAUAACAGUUUUAAUAACUUAUAUGCCACUGAAGUCAAUAAUACUGUCAUGCCUACUGAAAAGGGAUACAUAAAUAUAUGUAACUAUUGGAUUAAAUUAGGAAAUUCCCAAGAACCAAAUUCGCCUAACUAUAAUUCAUUGCAAGAUCAAAAAAAUACUGAAGAAAAAUUUAUAAUAUGCAGUAAUAAUGUAAAUUACCUGGUCAAACUUGUUAGAAUAAUCAGCGGAUUGAAGGUGCCGAUCCUGUUGGAAGGCCCUACAGCAGCUGGAAAGACGUCGAUUGUUACUUACCUGUGUAAGUUAACCGGAAACAAAUGUGUGAGAAUUAACAAUUAUGAUAACAUUGACAUAACCGAGUACAUUGGACAAUACCACUUCAUAAAUGGAAAGUUGGUCUUUCAGUACGGUCUAUUGGUGAUAGCAAUGAAGUACGGAUACUGGGUUAUACUAGAUGAGCUUAAUUUGGCAUCAUCAAACGUCUUGGAAUGUUUAAACCGUAUAUUGGACGACAACAAGGAGAUAUAUAUCAGCGAAACCAAUGAAGUUAUCAAGUGCCAUGAAAAUUUUAUGUUGUUCGCAACACAGAACCCAUGUGAUUCGAUAUAUGGAGGAAGAAAACAGUUAUCUACCUCAUUUAAGAAUCGUUUUAUACAAAUUUAUUUUGAUGAGAUCACAAACGAGGACCUGAAACUAAUACUUUACAAGAGGUGUAAUUUGCCAGUAACAAAGUCAGAUUUGAUGGUAAGAAUAUAUAAUAACAUAAAAUCCACUACCUUAAACUCAAUACUCUUCAACAAGAACAAAAUCCUGAUCACGAUAAGAGAUUUAAUAAAGUUGGCAAAUAGGCUAAACAAUUACACAAGCACUGAAGUAUCUGGGAGCUUGCUGUAUAAAGAGGCCUUGAUUAUUUUUUACUACGCAUUGAUAUGUGAAAAGUUACAUAACCAGAAUGAAAAAUCACUACUGUUUAAUACGAUAAUAGGUUCCUUUAUCAGCCAGAAUUUGAACAACGGAAUUGAUAAAAGUGAUUUGGACCAAACUAAUAACAACAUAGUUAAUGAUAAAAGGAAAAGAUUAUAUGAUAUUGAGGAUGUUGAAAAGAGUUAUGUGGAGUUGUUAAGGAAAAGUAAAUACUUUGAAGUAGAAUAUCUGAAGGAGUUUUUUUUUAAUAAUAACUAUUAUUGGAUUGAAGGGUAUACAGACCGAAUAGUGUAUUUGGUGACUGAGGCUCUGAUCAACGGAGAACAUGUUCUUUUAGUAGGUGAAACCGGUAUAGGGAAAACAACAAUAGUACAGUUAUUGUCCAAAUUCUUUAAAACGAAAUUGAACAUUUUUAACUGUAACUACAAUACUGAUACGAUAGACUUUAUUGGAUCAUUCGUUCCAACAAAUAAAGGUGACAGUUUCCCAAAUUUUAUUUGGAAAAAUGGCAAAUUAAUAGAAAGCAUGAUAAAAGGAAACUGGUUUCUGUUUGAUGAAAUUAAUCUUGUACAAGAUUCUAUAUUAGAGAAAAUCAACUCAAUCCUGGAGUUUAAUUCCUAUAUAAUAUUGAAUUCUGGCUCACGCCCGUGUAACAAUGCAGUAUCAGGUCCACAGCCUAAUCGUGUAAACGACAUGGAAUAUGUAUAUAGUAAUAAGAAUUUCCGUGUAAUAGGGACAAUGAACCCAGGAAAUGAUUUUGGAAAGAAGGAACUCUCACCAUCAAUAUCUAAUAGAUUCACAUUAAUAUAUGUUCCUGCCAUAGAUAUCACAGAUUUUAGUGUUCUUUACAAUAUUAUCCUACAACAUAAUAGAAAUUCAACUCAAGUGGUUGAACAUUGGAUAAUAAACUCAAUUAUUCAAAUUCUCAACUUAGUCUCAAAUUGUACUCCACAGAUUAUAGGUGAUGUUACUUCAGCUAGGUUCACAGUAAGAAAUAUAAUAAUAUGGACAAAGUAUUAUUAUAACACUUUGUCUAGACAAACAGAUGUUAGUUUAAAUGACAAGAUUUCAAUAUUCAUUGAUGGAUUGCACAUUUCAAUACUAAACUCAGUUCAGACGAAUUUGAAUUCCAGUGAAGUCCAAAAGAUUAUAUUAAACUCCAUGAAUGUGACAGUUAAUGUUGUUAACUUCAAUUACGUUGCUGUUGUUGAUGUUUUGAAAAACGUUAAUAAAGAUCUGGUAUAUUAUAUGCAAAAGUGUAUAGAGAAUAUACCAGAUAUAAAUAUACUGUUGGAAGGGAAUCCAGGUAUAGGAAAAACAUAUAAUGUUUGCAAAAUAGCCAAAAAAUAUAAAAAAAAACUUAUCAGAGUUAAUUUAAAUGAGUUCACCGAUAUAAGUGAUCUGUUAGGCUCAUUUGUACCCAGUGAUAAAAACGAUAGUGGUGAGAUAAGUUUUGUAUGGAAAAAUGGUCCAUUGUUGGAGUGUGUGGUAAAUGGUUCUUGGGUGUUGUUGGAUGAAUUGAAUCUAGCAUCUUCAGAAAUUUUGGAAGGAAUAAACUCGAUAUUGGACCACAGAAGAAAUAUUUACAUACCUGAGAUUAAUAAAACGUUUUCAUGUCACAAGGAUUUCCGCUUAUUUGCAACACAAAAUUCAAUCACAACAAAUUAUAGAAAGCAGCUCCCAAAAUCACUCCUUAACCGCUUCAUUAUAUUCAAAGUCCAAGACCUGACACAUGACGAUUAUCGGUCAAUUUUAUUGGAAAAAUAUCCAACAAUGAAACAUUUAAUCCCAAAGUAUAUAGAACUCAUUGAUACAAUUAAUCAUGAACUGACAAACUCCAGUGCAGAAGAUUAUUCUGACAAAUUUGGUUCACAUCAUAACUUGUUACUAUAUAAUAUAAGAGACUUGAUGAACAUAUUUAAACUAAUUCAACACUACAACCAACAUGUUUCGAUUGAUAUUAACAUUAAUUACAAGCUGAACACAAGUAUAUUGAGAAGAUUAAGUAACAAACUAGAACCAGGUUAUGCUCUUCCAAAGAGAUUUGUAUUGAAAGGGGUUUCACCAAUUGAGAUAAUAGAUUAUAUAGAUGUGUAUAAUAAUUUGAUGUUGCUCUACAAGUUUAAAACACCGAUUCUCUUUCUGUACAAAGGCACAAAUAACAUAAUUGAAAUCAUAAAAAAUUAUCACAAGUUGAUUGAUUUUCAAUUGGAACACGGAAAUGAAGAGUUUGUAGAAAAAAUCCAUUUACUAAAUUUGUAUGAAAACAACGAUGUUAAUGACAUAAUUGGGACAUAUGAGCAGAUAAACAGUGUUUACGCCUACAACAAAAUUGUUCAACUGUAUACGAGUUUAUUGAGUAAAAUUAAAAAUACCGAUGUUUACCUACAGUUUAUGCUUAAACCCCCUUAUAGAGAUUGUCUAUGUGGUAGUGAUCAUUUUAUAGCAUAUAUUUCAAAGUUAUGUAAUCAUAUAAGAGAACGAGACCUAGGAGAAGAGGUAAUUUCAAUACUAAAGCAGAUGGAUGAAAAUAUGAAGUUGUAUAAUAGGAAAACAGUCAACUAUAAGUGGAUAGAUAGUGACCUAAUCAAGUGUAUAGAAAAGGGACAUUGGUUAAUCAUUAAUAACAUACACCUGAUUAACAGUUCAUUGUUGGAUCGUCUUAAUUCAUUGUUGGAUAAUUAUUACUCUCAAACAGAUAAUUCAGAAUUUUCCAACUGUGAAACCUUUAAUAUAAAUGAGUGCGGUUAUAAUAGGCAAGUAAAGGUUAAUGAUAACUUUAGGAUAUAUUUUACUAUUGAUAGCGAUUAUUUGUACAAAAUUUCAAAUUCAUUUCUUAACCGAUGUAUACACCUGAAUAUUAAAAACUAUGAAUUUUUGCACAACGAAAAUCCAAUAUUGAUAGAAAACAUAUUAAAAGGAAUUGAGAGCACAGUGGAUGUGGAAGUAUAUGUUUAUGAAAUAUAUUCAAUAGUAAAUAGAAUAAAGGAAAUUGGAGAUGUAGAUGCAAUGAUAAUAAUAUCAAUGCUGUAUUUAAUUUUGAGUAAGAUGUAUGACCUCAAUGACCAGUUUCUGUUGUAUUUUGUUCGUUUUUACAUAAAUAAUGAUGAUUUUGUACAAAUAUUUCAUAAAAUAAUUGAAAAAUAUUAUCCGAGUUUGGCUGAAGAUACCUUGUUCUCAGUUGGUGAUUGUAUACUAAAUUAUCUAUUGAGUGUAGAUAACAAGUAUUAUAAUCUUCUAAGAAAAUAUAUCAUGAUAAUGUUAGAUAGCAGUCACACUUUUUAUUCACUUGACAUUCACCUAGUUCGUUUGUACAACUCCAUUGUUUGUUCCCGCAUGCAAGUUGAAGGAAUUAUCCCUAAAUUUUAUCAAAUUGAUGAAAUUGAAAUGGAUGCUAGUCAAAAUAUGAAAACUUAUAUCAGUGUAAUGGGUAAUGGUGAAAUUUCAACGAUGAUUAAUAACGGAAUUGAUACUUACUCAAUUAUAUGGUAUAUUAACAAAUACUAUGACUGUGACAAUAUAACUCUAUUGUUACUGACUCUACGCGAUAACCAUAUUUUAAAGAGUAAUCUAUACCUUAUAGAUAACAAUGAUUUCAUUGACGCUAUUUAUUACAUUUCAUUCUUGAAUUCAACACACUUGGACGUUAACCCUAAUGGGUUGAUUAACAAAACUAUGAGUGAUGCCUUGGUAGAUGUUAAGUACAUAUCAUACAAUGAGAUGUUAAAAUCGAAGAUAAAAUGUGAUAGGAAUGAAAUGUACAACCUAAUAAAUGAAAAUAAACAUUUAGAUUUGGAUUUGCUGAGUGUAUCCUUACGUCCAAUAGAAUUGGAAACUAUGUCAUCCAACGUGAACGAAACCAACAUUUAUUACUACAAUUUGUUGUAUAUAAUCUAUAUCAUUUAUAGAAAUUACUUUCUGGAUAUUAAAGACUAUGAUUUUUCUAAAAUACUACAAUACGCUGAGAAAAUUGAUUCAGAAAACGAUGUGGUUAACAGUAUCAUAAAGGAGAUAAAACAUUAUGUUCGAGUACCAAAAAUUGUCAACUUGUACAACUUAUUAUUUUAUGCAUUUCACUUCUCUAAUACCAUUAUUGGUGAAAGAAAUCAGGGGAUACUUCACUACAUCGACCUUUUGUUUAAUAACACUGAUCAUGAGCACCUUGAAUCUUUUUCUAAUAGUCAGUUGUACCAUUAUUUUGGAUAUAUAAACGGCGUUGAGGAUGCAAAAAUAGAAGAAAUGACUUAUAAUGUGGAAUACGAGCCUGAAAAGGUGCACAACACUUUGAUAUUUAUGUACAUUUUGUUUACUGCAGAUUCCUCCAAAUUCCACUCGGAUUUCAAGUGUCUUUUAUCACAAAAAUAUAAAGUUUUAUUCGGGUAUUCUCGGAUUGAAGAUGAAUUCCAAGGUCCAACUCAACUAAUGGUUAGAGAAGAACAUUCUAAGGAGAAUGAAGUGUUGAAUUGUUUGGGGAAAAUGAAUAGAGAAAACGCGAGUGAUGUUCUGUAUCAGAUUUUGAAAAUUUUGGUAGAACAGAAUUUAAAAAUCAUACCAAAUGUUAGUUUGUAUAUUCGAGAAAUGGAGGAUUAUUACAGAAAACAAUUUGAAAAAUAUAAGAAACAGGAAUUUAAACAAAUCUCGAACACAUUUAAUAUUUUAGACUCGUUAUCAAUGGGAUAUGUUAGUCAAGUUCCAGAGGUUAUCAGAAGUGCUUUUGUUUCUGAGGAGAAAAUAGAAUAUGAGUUAGAAUGUAAAACCUAUGAAAGUGGUGUUGUAAAAUUGAUUUAUAAUUUUAUAACUGAAUAUAACCAGUUUGUCGUCAAUUUGAAGUUAGGAACACUUAACGCAAACGGUGGUAUAACUGACGGAGCUUCAACCAAUGACAAACGUGCCCUAAUUGAGAGUAUUAAUAAUUAUGUGAAUUACGCAAUUAACAAGUAUAAAAUGAUUAAAGACGUGAUAAUUUAUCCCAUUCUAGUCUUGAAUUCAAUCAAAUUAUACUAUACAAGCCAUAGUAACGCUGUAGUCCAGAAUGGAAAUACAGGAAUGGGAACAAUUUACAAGUUUGGUAUAAACAUAAAUAUAAAUGAACUACUGGGCAGUAACUCAAUUCUUACACUUCUUUUGAACAAUCGUAGAAUGUUACAAUAUUAUCUUUUCAUACUUUACUACAACUAUAAGUUAAAGUAUUGUAGAAACCAAGGUAACAGUGUUCAUAUUCUCGGUAUAAUAAAGGCCUCAAUUAUGACUGAAUGUACCGAAGGAUACGUAUUCAACGAGCAAAUGGUUCAACUGAUAGUUGGGAAUAAGUUAAUUGACGAGUACUACGUUAUUUCCUGCUUACUCUUCCUACUUAACUUGAAUAUUAAACACAAUAAUAAAUUCAACGACGUGAUAAUACAUUCUUACAAAAAUAUCCACACCAGUAUUAUGAAUUCUAAAAAAGUUAUUUCUGUUAAGAAAAAUGAAUUAAUGGGCAGAAUAUGCUUUUCAUUUAAUCUAUUGUUUAAAGACUUAAUGAGAAUAAUAUGUUCAGGCAAGAAGAUUUGUAGUUCUAUUCUUUCACAUUUGCUUAAUAACAAUUGUGUGAAUGUGUUCUUAAUUGAUGGAGUCCUAACUAUUUUCAAAUCUUUGGAUAACAAUUUGGUUUAUUCUAUAGACUUUAUAAGUUUGUUUCUUUCCGAAAUCAGAUCAUCAGUUCACCAAAAAGUCAUUGAAACCAUUCAAAAUGGUAAUGAUUCCGUUAUUAAAUGUAAGAAAAUGGUUAACAAUGUUAAAAUAGUUGACAAGCCUAACAAAUUUAAUACUCCAAAUGAUAUUGAUAGUAGUAACACAGUUGGUGAUAACUUGGGAGAUCUUUUUGAAAUGUGUGAAAGUCUAAUUAACACUGAAUUGUCGGAGAAAAAUCUAUCACACAUUUACAAGGCUCAAGUGUUGCCUAAUAAUAAAAAACAAUAUAUAAGUACGGAGCUGAAGCUUUUAGAAAAUUCGGGUUUAAACUUAAAUGGCUUUAGAAUGUAUAAAGAAAUAAGUGACGGGAUAGAAAUUGAGUUAAUAAUUGGGAUGCUAAUUGCCAAUUAUAGUAAUGUUUUGGAAAAUUACAGUAAGAUGAAUAUCAAUGAGCAUAAACGGCUCAUAUCACUAACCGUGGAUCCCAUUCAAAAUUACUAUAAGUUUGAAAAUACCAAUAACCAAAUUGAUAUAAAUUAUAUUAUUAAUCAUAUCACCACUAAUAUGACUACCAGAACUGUCUUUGAUUCCUUAGUAAUCCUGUAUAACAUAAGCUAUAUAACAUCACAACCAGAAUUGAACUUCAACACUGACCUCUUUUAUAAUGUUAUAGAAACCAAUUUUAAACUUCUCAACGUUGUUUUAUUGUUGUUUGAAUUAAUUCGAAGUAAUUCAACGGAGGAUAACACAGUUGGUGAUGAGUCAGAUUCUCAUUAUAAUUUGACUUUAUGUACUAGACAAUAUAGUAUAAUAAAUAGAAAUCGUAAAAAGAACAUGACUAACGGUGUUAUUAAGAGCGAAAAGAUGGUCGAAGAUUUAGGUGAUUCGAAUGAACUAUUAAACAAUAUAUCAAAGUUGGGAAAGUUAACCCUUAAUAAUGGUGAAGAAUCCAAAUUAAAUGUCUUUACGAAUGGAAAAAUUAAAAGUAGGUUAGAUUUGGAUGUAAAAGUACUAAAUUACCUGGUAAAAUUAAUGUACAUAUACUUAAUAAUACCAGGUGAGGAAACCGCAAAUGAGGACCAAGGAAAAAUGAAGGAAGGAGAUAUAGAGCCGGGUGGUGUUGGAUUGGACAAUGAAGUUGGAAUUAAGAAUAUAUCAAAUGAAAUAGAAGAUGGAGAGUUACAACUUAACCAAGAAGAAAGAACUGAAGAUGUGGAGUUGGACGUUGAAGAUUUCGAAGACCAAGAUAACAUUGACAUAGACGAUGAUAUAAAUAAAGAUCUAGAGGAUUUAGGUGAGGAUGUUGAUAUGGACGUCGAAUAUAUAGAACAAAUGGAGGGAGAACCAAAACUGGAAGAUAAGGAUAUCCAGAAUGUAGGUGACUCUGAAGAAGUAAAGGAAGUGGAUUUAGAUGCUAAGAAUAAACUGGAAGAUGACUUAGAAGAGACUUCAGAUAACGUAGAGAAGGAGAUUGAAGAAUAUUCAAACCCGAUAGACCACGAACUAGAUGAGUUUGAUUCUGAUGAAGAAGUUGAAGAAAAGGAGCAACAGCUAGAAGAGGAACAAGAAGUUGAAAACAAAGAAGUCGAGGAAUACAAAUCCCUUGACGAGAAUGAAGAAACUGCUGGAAAUGUUACUGGACUAAAAGAAGAAACUUCUGAGGAUUCCAAAGAUGAAAGUGUUAAUGAAAACAAUGUGGGUGAGGGUGCUUGUGGAUUGACCAGUCGACUCAAUCAAUUAUCAAAUCUUGAUGUUGAUGUCAACACACUUAAACAAAACAAUGAUAACACGUCUGAAGAUAAUGGCGAAAUCGAUAAUGACAAAUCACACUUGGAAGAAAAGGAAAGGAAUAACUUAGAACCAAGUGAACUUGGGGAAUCAUUGAAUGAAUCUGAAGGUAAAACUGCAGAGGAUAGAGAUGAAAAGGAUCCAUUAAACUCAUUCCAAUCAUCAGAAUUAACUGAAGAAACUGAAAACCAACUGCAAACAAGUGAUUGUGAAAUGCUUAUAAACAAUUUAUUACACCAGUUAAAUAUAAUAUUGGAGUAUAACAAGUGCAGUGGCUUCAAGGGUUACUAUAAGUAUGGUAAAAAAAUAAGCAUUAAACGGCUGAUGGGGUUUAUUGCUACAAACUACCAAAAUUCUAAAAUUUGGCUUAAGAGACUUAAGAAAACCCAGAGGAACUAUUACAUACAACUAGCUAUAGAUAACACAAAAUCGAUGAAGCCAAUUUCAAACAUAACAUUAGAGACGAUAUAUAUCAUAUACCAGGCUUUAUACAAGUUAAACAUAACAAAGUUAAAUAUUAUCAAAUUCGGAGCAUUUAGUAGUGAGAUAAUACUUGGUGGAAAUAAUUGUAAUAACAUAUCAAGUUCGUUGAGUUUGCUUGAUUUUACUGAGGAAAGUAAGUGUUCUUAUGAAAAAGGGCUAAUAAACUUAUUUGAGUUCAUACUGACUCAGUAUGAGUUUAUUUUAUCAGAAAACAAGUUGUUGAUCAUCAUAACGGAUGGCAAAUUCAAUAAGAACAAGAUUAGAAAAUACAUAACUCAGCUGACGGAGAAUCAUAUUUUGCCACUCCUCAUCAUACUCGAUCCAAACGAUAAUAUAACCAAGAUGAAAUCCAUCAAAAAUGGAAAAGGAGGUGAAAUUGUGAUAGAAAAGUACCUUGAUAACUUCCCGUUUGAAUACUAUUCGAUUAUCAACAAUAUAAAUAGUCUACCAAACAUCCUAACCGACUUGAUCAGGCAGUGGAUUUUAAUAUGUAACAACGGCAAGUGAUAGGGUCUGGGAUGGGAUUCCACACCCAUGAUCUGCAAUCAGUGCAAUUAAAUA
Molecule: messenger RNA, 12231 nt
Organism: Theileria parva strain Muguga
Lineage: Eukaryota; Apicomplexa; Aconoidasida; Piroplasmida; Theileriidae
Product: AAA domain (dynein-related subfamily) family protein
Exons: 10
Coding region: 1-12177 (4058 amino acids)
Biological process (GO): ribosomal large subunit assembly; rRNA processing
Cellular component (GO): preribosome, large subunit precursor; nucleus
Molecular function (GO): ATP hydrolysis activity; ATP binding
Source: RefSeq, a predicted model, not a curated record